This is a messenger RNA of Etheostoma spectabile (orangethroat darter), 4769 nucleotides long. RefSeq names its product transcription factor EB (gene tfeb). NCBI's taxonomy places the organism in Eukaryota, Metazoa, Chordata, Actinopteri, Perciformes, Percidae. The record is from RefSeq and is a predicted model, not a curated record. Gene Ontology annotation, cellular component: nucleus. Gene Ontology annotation, biological process: positive regulation of DNA-templated transcription; humoral immune response; regulation of transcription by RNA polymerase II. The transcript is spliced from 12 exons. Bases 497 to 2071 code for a protein of 524 amino acids. Gene Ontology annotation, molecular function: RNA polymerase II cis-regulatory region sequence-specific DNA binding; DNA-binding transcription factor activity, RNA polymerase II-specific; protein dimerization activity.
GAGGAAAAACUACGUUUCCCACAAACCCAUCUGCGUUUUGCCAUUGGUGGUGGCACAGGUGACUGCAGACGCUCCGAGUUGUCACAACAUCUCGACGGACAAAACGAAAACAAAUUAGCCUCCGAAGUGCCCGCGUUGGUACACGCUGUAGCAGUCUGUGGAAAUACAGAGAAACUUCCACUCUUAAGAGUGGUUUUCCUUUUGAACACGACUUCUUUUCCUGAAAGUGCCUGGCAGGAUUGGUAUUAUUAGAACGCAUGAGAGAAGUGGGCACGCACUUUUCGUGGACCUGACUUCUUUACUGCGUUCUGUCUGACCUUCAGAGCGGAUUGAAAUCCACUUUCUUCAGCAUCCAGACAUGUAGUCAGCAGCAUAAGCAGAGCGUACUUCCUCCUGUGAACUCUUUUUCCUCUCAAACAGCUUCCUCUACCUUUUCGGGCUGGACUGCGGUGCAUUGACGUCGGCUCGCCCUCCCCUGCCCCCUCGCCCCCCAGCAAUGGCCUCACGCAUUGGCCUGCGGAUGCAGCUUAUGCGAGACCAGCUGCAGCAAGAGGAGCAGCGUGAGAGGCAGCAGAUACAGCAGCAGCAGCAACAGAAUGCAGCCCUGCAAUACAUGCAUCAUUGCAUGGCUGGGCCACCUGCACCUACCCCAGCCAUAAGCACCCCGCAGCAUCAACAAAGCAUGCAGGUCCCUGUGGAGGUUCUUAAGGUACAGACCCACCUUGAGAAUCCUACCGACUACCACAUUCGUCAGUCUCGGAGGCAACAGGUGAAAACAUACCUGUCUUCCACCUAUGCUACCAAACAGACAGUUCAUGCAGUAGUAGGGCCGGUGCCGCCCUCUCCUCCCACAAACAUGGGACCUACAGGGGGUUCAGCGUCUGCCCCCCCACCCCUUCACUCCCCACACUUUCGCACUGAGCAGCUCAUGUCUGGAAACAGCGCCCCAAACAGCCCCAUGGCAAUGCUCAACAUCGGCUCCAGUCACGAGACAGAGAUGGAUGAGGUCAUUGAUGACAUCAUCAGCAUGCAGUCCAACUACGACGAUAUUCAGGCAUACAUUGACCCCAUACAGAUGCCAAACACACUUCCCCUGUCAAGCAGUCACCUGGAUGUGUAUACAGGUCCGGGGAUGAAGGGUCCAGCCAUUGCUAUGACCAGCAACUCCUGUCCUGCCAACCUGACCGUCAAAAGAGAACUGUCAGACGCAGAAGCCCGUGCUCUGGCCAAGGAGAGACAGAAGAAAGACAACCACAAUCUGAUUGAAAGGAGGAGGAGAUUCAACAUCAAUGAUCGUAUCAAAGAGCUGGGCACCAUGAUCCCAAAAACCAAUGACCUUGUGCAUAGUGAUGUGCGCUGGAACAAAGGCACUAUACUGCGGGCGUCUGUGGAGUACAUCAAACGCAUGCAGAAGGAUGCACAUAGGUCAAGAGAGGUGGAGAACAACUUCAAAAGGAUGGAGAUGGCAAACAAACAACUGAUGCUACGCAUCCAGGAGUUGGAGAUGCAGGCUCGUAUACAUGGCCUGCCCAGCAACUCUCCUUCCACCCUGAACCAGCCUGACCUGAUGGCUUCGUAUAUAAAGCAAGAGACCAGCCCAGAAGAGAACCUCUCUCACUCCCUGGCACACACUCACCACCAGCCCCAGCACUUACCCCAGACCCAGGGUCACCCCCAGGCCAUGCAGCACCACUUCCUCCCGCAAACCCACCUCCACCCCCAGGGCCAGGUUCAGCAACAGCACAGGCAGCUGCCCCCGCUCCCCCAACACCUGCAGCAGCCCCAGCCACCCAUCCAGUACCCAGCUGUAGGCAGCUCCCAGCCCUUUGACUUUACCCAGUCGCUGGACUUGUGUGAUGGGAUACCCGGCUUCUCAGACGGCAUGUCAGGGCUAGGCGACCUGGGCGGAUUGGACGUCCAGGGGACGAGAGGCGAGAUGGGCUUCCUGAUGAUGGACGAGCCAUUGUCCCCUAUGGGAGGAGACCCACUCCUCUCUGCGAUGUCGCCUGAAGCCUCGGUCGACUCCAGCCGCAGAUCCAGCUUUAGCAUAGAGGAUGGAGACAUACUGUAAACACAGGCGCACACACACCCACAUUCACAUGCACAAAUGCAUGCAAAAAAGUGACAGUUCAUCAGCGCAACACAUUUACAGCACAUACAAUAGGGCAGAAAGGAAUCUGCCACCAGACAUGACAUCAUUCACCCAGCACACACCCAUACACACACAUACUGUAAAUAUACAUCACACAAUUUGAUCAUACACCAAAGACAGUCAUUUGUGGUACAAUUACUUCCCCUUAACAACACGUGCAAAAGAAGGUACACAGCCCUCACACAGUAAAAUAUUUUGUAUAGUGCAAACCUUUGCACGCACACACACAAGCGCAUGUAAGAUAAACUGUGCAGCUUGAAACUUUGCCCAAUAGAGCAUUUACAAGGGGUGAACCAAUGCUGCCAGGUCAGGAGUUAUAUAGCACAUGUGGCCUUGUUUCCAUAAAGGUGACUCUGUAUCAUAAUUGAACAAGGGACAAAACCAGCAGUUAAUUAAAUUGACGUUAUCAGAUACAAGGACAACUGAGUGCAUUGUCUCACUUGAUAGAGGACAUGGUAUUUUCUCCUUACAUCAACCUCUUUUAGUAACCAUAAAUGAUUGAGUAAGCGAUAGUGAAUGAAAUGGAAAUAGCUUUAUGCUCCUGCAUGCAUAAUUUAUCUUAAGGGGAUGCAGUCCAGUCACAUUGUUCUCUUCCGCAAUCUGUUAUUCCAGUGUUGGUUUUAGCCUCUAGCACAAGCUGUUUUGUGUUUGACAGCAGUCUGUGUUAGCCUGCUAAGCUGAAAUGUGUUCUUUAAAUGAACACAUUUAAGGAAACAUUGUAAAACUCACUGGAGGAGGCAGAUAAUCCAGCUUUCAGCAAAGCCCCUUUAAUGUGUUGCAAAUACCCCAAUUCUAGUUGUAAUAGUGGUCUUCUCACAAACACAAACACAUUCAAACACAUGCUGCUGUCCCCCAGUUUCUAUACCUUUCAACACUUGACACUGCCAUGACCUUUAAGGGAGUAGAGAAAACAUUUGGAUGGUCUCCAGAAUACAGCGUGUUGUCCACAACUGUGAGGUGUCAAAAUACUCAGGUACUGUAACAGAAUACACAAGCCAGAUUAUUUUUUAAGCAGUAGCAGAUGUUAACCUGAACGGUGUCCGGCUCAUGACCCCUAUCAAUGUGCCUUUUCAUUUUUUCAGCUGCUGCUCUUCAAAGGCGUGUUUUUAUAGGUUGGAAAUCCUAACCAGAGUUUAGAUUUAAUAUCAACUUCAGUUAUGCCUGUAAAUGCUUUAGAGUUUGCUCCUGUUGUUGCAGGAGAUAAAUUGUUAAUUUUACUCUCACUAAUUGAAUUUGUAGGGCCCAGCUUGCAUGAGAGGCCCAGGUGAAGGAAAUAUUUGGUGACAGGGUUUAAUACUGUAGAGAAAAGGAGUUAGUUUGUCUUAGCUGGCAGCAUAAGUAGUGUAGUCUUCACUGUAAAAGCACACACUUGCAUGCAUUCACGCUCUCACUCGGUUCACGAACAGGCACGCAUUAAACGUGCACAUGCUCAGCUAGGACACACACAUGCAUGUUGAACACACACAAACAAUACAUACAGUGCAGCCUUGAGGCUGUUUUCAAAUCAGCUUGUAAACAAGUCUCUUGUGCUUCAGUCUCUCCCCGGACGAGCUGAGGAAACUGCCAGCUGCAGAGGUGAAACUCAGGUCUGCUGUCCAAAGUGCCACCUAAAUGAAAUCUGCCAUCCUAUUGGUUACAGUUUUCAGGCGAUGGUCUGGGAAGGCUGAGUUGGACCUGACUUGUAUCUCUGCUGUGGUAGACCUAGGGCUUGGCUUUGAUUUGAUAUAGCUUAUGAUCAGUACUGAUAAAAGUAGAAAAAAAAACAACUUUGAUGGUGAUUGUCUUUGAUUAAAAGAAGUGUUUGUUUUCUUUAUUAUUAUAGUUUGUUGUUUAUUAUUAUAUCUCCCAAAGCACUGGAAACUAUAUUGUUGUUUUGACUUUGUACAUGGAAGAAUUAUGAAAUAAGAUUUAUUUCAAAUGUUAUAUGCCACUAAGCCACUUAAAUGUAUUUUAUUUGUAUUUGUUUUAGUUCUAUUUCAAUUUUAUUCAUAACUGCCCUUUUUUCUCAGAGCCAUUUUCAGUAUGCACACUGUAAAGGCACACAAGCCACCAAUGUUUUAUUGGGGAAGGAGUAAGUUGCCGUUUAUAAACUUCCAGAUUUCAACUGACUUUAUGAAGAGGUUAUGUACAUUUAUGAUGCCAUUUUUAUAUGAUUGGGUUUUUAUUUGUAUCUCUAUUUUAACUUUUUGGAGCCAGACAGAAACUUGAUCAUUUGAUUUGAUUGAAUUCAAAUUUCUCAUUGUAUGAAUGUAAGCUUUUCCACUAGUUCUGGUCAGACCGAAGCAGGUCCACGUUUUCGCCAUGCCUCCUUCCUCCCUGACUUUGGUUUCCAUGGAGAGUGGAAGACGACUGACUUCACAUAAACUCUGAGACAAGGAGUUGUGGUUGCCAUGGCGUGGUAUCCCUGACUCUGCGUUGUUCUCUGUCUGUGUGACAGAGUUGUGCCUUUUCCCUAUCAGCCACAGUUUGACUUUUGUUGUACUUUCACCCAGCCAACACUCCAAAGAGCUGCGCAGGCCUCAUCUACUCUUCCACUAGAGGGUGCUCUGCAGGCAAACUACACAGGGAAAAGUGGUUCUGAUUUUACUGAAAAUAUAAAAUGUUUUACCAGAAUCCA